AUGUCAAAUUUUGGUAGAAGAACUUGGAAUAGAGAUGAAUAUCUAAUCGUUACUGAUCAAAAUUCUCAACAUCAUCAGAAUCUUAAUGAUUCGGAUUUACUGAAUUUGAAAAAAAAUAAUACAAAUUAUGAUAACUUAUUGAAAAAUACUUUGCUUGGUUUAAAUAAAAAAAUUUUAACUGAAAAUGUUACUUCUUCAAAGAGAGGUAAACAAUUCGGAUUUCAUUGUGAACUUUGUAAUUUAACUUUUAAAGAUAACCUACAAUUCAUUGAUCACUUAAAUCACAAGACUCAUGCCAUUGUUUUCGAAAACUUAUUCGAUGAACCAUUGGUUUUAGACAAAAGAGAUAAUGAUGAUGUUCCAUUACAAGAAAUUAAAGAUCAGUGGAUCUCUUUAAUGGAUCAAUUUGUUAAUUCAAAUCUUGAUAAGAGCUUAAUUAAGAAAAAGCGUUCUAAAAAAAUUCGUAAAAUAAGCACAGUUGAAGAACCUAAAUCUGAAGUGGAAUCCAUGAUGGGAUUUUCUUCAUUUGGUUCUACCAAAAAAUAA
Henningerozyma blattae CBS 6284 is the source of this 546-nucleotide messenger RNA. It is a transcript of the gene SNU23, whose product is annotated as U4/U6-U5 snRNP complex subunit SNU23. NCBI's taxonomy places the organism in Eukaryota, Fungi, Ascomycota, Saccharomycetes, Saccharomycetales, Saccharomycetaceae. Gene Ontology annotation, biological process: mRNA splicing, via spliceosome. The transcript has a single exon. The record is from RefSeq and is a predicted model, not a curated record. Gene Ontology annotation, cellular component: spliceosomal complex; U4/U6 x U5 tri-snRNP complex. Bases 1 to 546 code for a protein of 181 amino acids.